UUCCGUAUUUAAUGCAAAAUUUGCAUAACAGUCGUAUUAAAACGUGUUAUAUUAAUGAUUUACAGCUGUUUAUAUACCGGUAUUCAAAUAGGAUGCGUGAUAUACAGAUAACUUUUACUUGUUUCGAAAUACUUGCACUACGCUAGUACGAUUUUAAAAAAAAGUUUUGCUUUGAUCAUGUAUCAUUUCAUUACGGGAAGUUAGCUACGACGGAUAUAAGAACGGAAACGGUCUGCAGCUCUCAAAUACGGAAAUAUCUAACAUCCGAUGCAUCAUUGACACUUUUAGACAAUAUCAAAAAGGACGACGAAGUUCCAAAAAUCUCCAUAUACCCUUGCUCCGCUACGGACACCUGUUGGAUUUGUGUUUAUUCCAAGUUCAAAUAUUUUCUCGUAGAUGAAAAGCUUACAUGUCGUGCUAAAGCCCAGGUAUUUUCAAAUCGUUAGAAAGUACUGAAAACUGGGGAGUAGAAAAAAGAAAGAAGUCAACGCGCAUACAGUUAGACGGGUGACCGCCUGACUAUAGACUCAUGCAAAUGCAACUUUCGUUUUCAAAUUUAGCCUGUUUACUUUCAUUUUCUUUACUACCUGAAAAAGCUGAAGAUCAUCUGACGUCACUUUCUGUGUUGUCAAAAACAUACGUAUGUCUGGCGAGAUUGUAUAAAAAUGUGCCCGUAGUCCUAAGGAUAUACGAUAACGUGACAGUCGUAUGAAAAUGUUGUGCUGAUAUUAUAUGGCUGUUUACGGCUGUUUAUCUAAGGACUGACAGAGGGUAAUGAUAAUUUUGUUUCGAAAAAAUACGAGAGUAAAAUUUAAAUUACAAGUUUAUGUUUAUCAGUUUUUGCAACAGUUGACAAAAGUUGUAUUUAAAAAGUUAAAUAAACUGAAAAUAGUCUUCAUACUAAGGCGUGAUACAAUUCGGAUUAUAUGAAUUAAUUAAACUGUAAAACUGUUAAAUAAUCCUUGUUCCUUUAAACUUUCUUGCCAGUUUUUGUCUUUGUGCACAAUAAUGACAUUGCAUUCAUUUAAAUCAUCAAAGCAAAAUAUCUCUAAGCAUAUGUAUAGAAAGCCAGAGAGCGCCUCACUAAUUUUAUACGGAUGUACUCAAUAAAACCCUAAAUGUUUUUUUAUAAAACUAUUGAACAAAUUUCUCUGAACCACAUUGUUCAUGAGUGUGUGCAAAAGCCUGAAGGAUGUGUUCUGUCCGGUUAUAAAAAUAUAUAAGAUAUAACUUCACUAAUCUAUGAAUUGCCUCCAUGUACAUCAUUGUGACAUCUAACUAAAUUGUGUUUAAUCUGUAUGUUUGGAGCUCUUUUACGACUGAAAGUUGUCAGAACGGAACAGAACAGAAUAGAACAGAUCUUUUGUUUGGUAAACACAGAUUACAAACAUUCAUUACAAAGCUUUAUACCUUAAAUCUGAUGACAGCCCUUCCAAAUUCAUCUUCUAUAUAAUCAGAUUUACAAUAUUGCUAUUUUUCUUUCUACCAAUUUAAAUAAAGAAUAAGUUUCAUUAUAUUGUAUACAUAAGAACAUGAGAUUUUGUUCCUAAACUAUUUUUAAAAAAGUGAAAUCAAGAGAAAAUCACUCCCGAGUCAGGAAUCGAAACCGGGCCGCCGCGGCAAUGAAUAUUUUCCUGCCUACAUACUUAUCGAUGGUUAAAUAUAAAGCUUUGUAAUUAAGGCAAUUUACCUACGGUACUCCUUACAAACGUUUUUUCAAUUUUGAAUGCAAAAAAUAAGAAAAACAACUAAUUCUCAUGUGUUUCUAUAAGCUUUCUUAUUAGAAUUAUAAACCCGUACGUGAUAUUCACAUAUCGAAAACUGGAAUCCUAGGUUAAAUAUUGAUUUUUUAAAACUUCUAUUUAAUGUUAAAUUUUGACGUAUUACCUUCCUAUUUAGACAAGGCAUAGACACCCAACAAGUACCCUAUUAUGCUUGUUUCAAUUGACUGAAUUAUCUGAAUUUAAUAGUGAUACGCAAUAAAGGUAAAUUCAAAGCAAGUUCUCUCUCCGACAAAAUUUGUAUGCAUGUUCAUGAAUUUCCAGUAAGAUCUCAACGUUUUUUGACAGUGUAAAUAGAGGGGGGAUUAAUCAGUUGUUGAUAUAAUCUUUGUUUUAGCUGAAUCGGAUAUGUGCGUAUACAUUUUUCAGAUUAUAAAUUCAAUUUUACAUUUCAUAAUUGAAACGUUUUACCACAUAAAAACAUCCUGUUUGAGAGGUUUUGUCUCAAGUGUAUUCAAAUUCACUUUAUUUCCUAUGACAGCUAUAGUAUCUGACAAUACUGAAUGCAAAUUUCAUCCUUUUUAAAAAGGACGACCUGUCUAUUUAUUCAUCAUAAUUGAGCAAGAUAUUUUAGAUGCGGACGGCUAUUAUAUAACUUAUUAGGAUAAUUGUUCAUGCUUAAAACAUAGAAGGGAAGGGUACAACAGCUGAUAGUAUUGUUAUUUCUUUCCGUGUUUAACGCUAGAUCAACAUUGCUUGUUUCGAAAUACUACUCUCUUAACUUUUUUUUACAGCUAUAAUAGUUUCAUUAUGGAAAGUUAAAAACUUUAAAUACUACGGCCUGAUGAAAUUCGGAUUAUAAAAAUGGAAUCUGUGUGAAAUUUUAAUCGUUUUAAAGUUAAAAUAACCUUUGUUUAAGAAGUAUUGCGAUUGUGAACAGUUGUAUUUGAUGACAUUCUUAGUCAGUCAAACACAGAGAUACUAUAAAUCAUUUGGUCAAAAAAAUUGAAAUGAUCUUGACUUAACCUCUUACGUAAAACACCCGAUUUAAAGUGACUUAUAGACAAAGCACCUUUUCAACAAAUCAAUAUGAACACCAACGAUAUCUGCAAAAAGCAUGUCUGCACACAAAGGGGAUGUACCAGAUUACAAGAGAAACAGUUGGAUUUUUUUUAAAAGACGGCUGUACCAAAUGUUCGCGAGGUUUACAUCCAGUUGAUAACUGUCUAUUAAUAUAGAUAUAUACAAACUGCCGAAUCGGUAGACUUAUCUGUGGCCGCCAGAACCGUUACAAAAAGUAUGAAAACCGAGGCAUGAUUUUAUCGACAUCAAACUGAUGUUUUACUCGCAUUACAACAAUUCCUUGCGUUGCCGUUAGUGCAGCCCUUUAAUACCACGAAGGGGUUUUCUGUGUGUCUAAAACUUCUGUGUUUUAGACAACCUGAGUUAGAUAACAGCCAAAUAUUGCUCUGUUAAAAAUAUUGCAACAUACGAAAUUUCUUUCCGUCACAUAGAAGAAUAAUAAAUUGAAUAAAUUGACUACAGACGUUGCCAGCAUAACAGUUUUUAACUGUGAAUGUUACCAUUUACACAAAUUUACCCAUAGAAAUAUAAACAGAGAUAUUUUAAUUGUAAUACCGGUGUAAGCGUAAAACAGGACGUUUGUUAUUUAUUGGCAUUCAGUUCAUAUCAAAUAACAGCUGUAGUAUCUGAAUAAGUCGAAGGUGAAUUAUUUUUCAUUAUGAAAGUUGAUCAUGGUUAUAACGGUUUAAUUUAUCAGAUUUUUCAUUUUUAGAAAUAGGAAGUGUUGUACUUGUAAUUGUAACAUUCAUGAACCCCAAUCAGACUGUCUAUUUGCCUAGGGUCUACAACACAAAGACAAACCCUGUUCUAUCAGGUCUACAUACACUGCUUUGUUUCGUGCGGAGUAUCAUUUCGCUGCAUCUUGCAGCAACUUUCGUACUUGCCAUAUAUUGAGGCCACAUUUAUAUAUUUGAUAAAAUAAAACCUGGCCAAGGUAUUUGUCUUUGCUUAAUCAAAACUGGGUCAUCUUUGGUUAAAAUCGAGGUCAGUAGUUAAAAUCAUUAUGACAAGGUUCCAUGUACACUGAGAAUAAAAUGUAGCCGUUCAGUUUUAACAAAGUUUGUUUUCUAUUAUUUGACCUAGUGACCAAGUUAUUGAUCAUAAAUAACCCAGUUUCUAACUUGGUGGGUAUUAUAAAGGAGGAUUCAUAUAAAUCAUGUAGAACAUUUAACAAUUAGAGUGAUUUACAAAAUUUGAUAUAUUGACCUGAUUUUAAUCCUAAUGGCUCUAUUUCAAGCAUUUGAUCUCGAGUUCUGGUCAGAUUUCAGAUAUAUCAAAUAGCUCUAUGACCUAAUGACCUAGAUUCCAACCGAGUUUGGAAGUGGAUGAAAAUUUUAUAGAUAUAAAUAUUUUAAUCCGGUUUCAUGUAUAACAAAAAGAAAAUGAUCCUCUAGAAUUUUGAAAUUGUUUUUUCAAUAUGAUUCGAUGACCUAAAUUUACCGCCCCAAAGAAAAAAGUGAUUCAGAAUCAAACUUUUCAGAGAAAUAUUAGAGCCUACUGUCUGACCAGAUUUUAUUAAGGUUGGCUCUUGAUUUAGAACAAGCCAAUAUUUAACGCGGCCAGCCAGGACGACAACGACGGAUACAGGACGAUAACACAAUCUCAGUGUCAUUGAAUAAUGUGUCAAACAUAAUCAAGUUCAAAAAAACGUUGAAAAAUUCCCCCUUUUCUAUCGCCUAUCCACUCUCCACUGAAACAUUCCAUUAUCGUAACAGGGUUUCAUUUAAUAAAAGUUCUGUUACUGGUCAGAAAUAUGACAUUCAUUAUGAUACUGACAACAUCGAAAAUAUAAUAUACCUGAUUAUCGGAUAUGAUAUAUUGGUCAGAAAAAAAUCAAAAUGUGUUGAAACGUUGGGAUAGCCGCCGCUUUAAUAUUACAAUCUUACUGUUCUCAUUUAAACGUUGGGAUAGCCGUUGCUAUAAUAUUAUAAACUUACUGUUCUCAUUUAAACGUUGGGAUAGCCGUCGCUAUAAUAUUAUAAUCUUACUGUUCUCAUUUAAACGUUGGGAUAGCCGCCGCUAUAAUAUUAUAAUCUUUCUGUUCUCAUACUGCAGCGCAUUUUAAUGUUCCCACACGUUUAGCUGAUCUUUCAUCGGUACUGUUCUGACACCGUUAAUGACGAAUGUAGGCGUGAAUAAAUCAUAAACCAUAUCCAAAGGGACUGAAUGCUAAUUGUUAUAUAACAUGCACUUCUCUACUCAUUCAUAUUAUUAUUAUCGUCUAUUUUUCUCAAGUGUAUUCGCCUUCAUUUAUUUCCUACGACACUAUCUGAUUAUAUCGAUGGCGGAUUGCAUCACAAUCAGCUUGUCUGAAAUAUGACAACCCGACUCUUUCAAUAAUUGAACACGGAUAUUAUAGGAGAGGACGAAAUUGAUAACAAAAUACGUUCUCCGGGAUCUCGUAUAUCAGGAUGAUAUAUCGUGAUUAGAAAAAGGAAGGAUUGACUUGACAUUCUUAGAUGUAGUGCUGUUGCUAUUUCUGCUAAAUCUACCUACCUGUCGUUGGAAAAUAUGUUAUGAUCCAUGAUGAAACUAAGUGAUUUACGGCUGCUGAUAAGUAAGUGUAUUCGCCUUCAUUUAUUUCCUACGACACCAUCUGAUUAUAUCGAUGGCGGAUUGCAUCACAAUCAGCUUGUAUGAAAUAUGACAUCCCGCCUCUUUCAAUAAUUGAACAAGGAUAUAAUAGGAGAGGACGGAAUUGUUGCAAUAUUUCAGGAUAUUAGAUUAUCAUGAUUAGAAAAAGGAGGAACUGACUUCACAUUCUUAGAUACAGUGCUGUAGCUUUUUCUGCUAAAUCUACGUACCUGUCGUAUGAAAAUCUGUUAUGAUCCAUGAUGAAACUAAGUGAUUUACGGCUGCUGAUAAGUAAGUAAGAUUUAAAUCCGACUUUACUUUCAAAACAAAAGCGUUGGGAUUGGAUGGUCAUAUUUGGACUGAAUGUUAAUGUGGAAAUAUGCGAGGCAUGCGUAUCUGACGGAGCUUUCCAAUAUUCUAUUUGCUCUGUGUAAAUCAACAUUACCACGUAAAACAGGAUGUUUGGAGGGAUCUCGGUGUGAGUACAAAUACAAACAGAACUAAUUUACAUCAGGGAGUGCUUCAUUUUUUCACUUACCAUGGGAAAGACUGAACAAACUUUGCAGAGAAUUGGAAAUAUUUCAGAAAACAUCACUACAUCUUCUUACUUCCGCGACGGCAAACUCGAUUACUUCAACGUAACAGAAUAUUCCUUCAAUAUUACCAAGAAAGUCAUAUUAAAUGAAACGCUUGGUGAAUUGAACUUCCGGUAUGCGCAAACCCUACUUCCGUUUGCGCUUAUUUUGGGAUUGUUUUGUUUUAUUGGCAUCGUUGGUAAUUCUGUUGUGAUUGUAGUGUUUUCAUUUUGUAAGGAAUAUAGAAACACUAAUUUCAAGGUAUUCGUUCUCAGUUUAGCGGUGGUAGAUCUAUUGUCUUGUGUUACUCUAAUGCCGGCGGAAAUACUUAAAACUCGACAUUAUUUCUCAAUUUCGGACCACACUCCAUGUAAAGUUAAAUGCUUCUUUAACAUGUUUGCUAUGAAUGCUUCUGCAUGCAUUCUUCUCGUCAUUUGUAUUGACAGAUACAGGAAAGUUUGCCAGCCUUUAAAAAAGCAAAUAUGGCCAAAACUUGCAAUCAAAAUAUUAAUAGGGAUCUUCAUACUGUCACUCGUUCUCUCUUCGCCUGCACCAAUCAUGUGUGGCGUUACAGAACAUUUGAAGGUCAACCUUUAUAACGCAAAUGUUACCGUAUUUGUGUGCGCAGCUGAGAAAAAGUACCACGGGAGUACAUUCAGGUACAUUUACAAAUUCGGAUUGUCAACGGUUUUGGUAAUUAUAGCAGUGGCGCUAAUAGUGAUGUAUGUAAUGAUAAUGAAGACUGUUGUAAGACAUUGGAGUAAAAGAGGGUCUGGUGAGAGUGUUCGGUUCGAGACUAAUCGAUCUCGUCUACAGUCAAUUGACAAACUCGAUGUAGCAGGUAAUGAAGGUUUUCUUAAUGUGAAAGUGGAAGCUCACGUAAACGCUCUUCUUAAAGUGUCUUUAAAUGGUCCUAACAAAAAUAACAAAAGGGACGAUGAAGCAAAGCGGUUGAGGAGUUCUAGUAGAUCCUCGUUAAAUUCAUAUUUGACUAGAGGACGAUUUACUUUGAAACGAAGUAGCAGUGACACUUCGUUCUGCACGAGUGUCACGCAACGACACUCAUCGUCUGCCGCAAUGGGACGACUUCCUUAUAAGACUCUGAUCUGGUUCAUCCUGACGCUUGUAUUUGUGAUCACAUUCAUCAUAUACGCAGGAUUGUCGUUUAUGACCACAAGGGAGCAUGAACUGUCCCAGACCAAUCUUUUUUGGUUUCAAGUGUUUUUUCGGAUAUAUUUCAUUAACAAUAUCAUUAAUCCUAUCAUUUAUGUUUGGCUAGACAAACGAUUCAAAAAGUCCUGUAAAAAUGUCAUAACAACCUUAAAAAGAAAAUUAUGUCGGGAAUAGCUGACAUCAACGUAUAAGGUAAAUUAGAAAACCGUUGAAACAGGCAACGAGGAAAAUCGUCACCCUGUUUUUAUACUUCUUUAAAGAAAGAAACAAUACACUAUAUUCUCUAACAACUUGAUCAACUUGCCUGGUGUAUUAGAUAUCGGUCGCUUUAUCAGGGGUCUCUAGUUCACACCUCGCAGGGACCACGAUCGUAUCUGCUGACACAAGAGUUAUUCUGUCGAAUUUAUGUUUUCUUCGAAGAGGAGCUGCAUUUUAUGCAAUAUUAUGUCAGUAAAUGGUAAAACUUGAUUAAAAUGUUGCUAACUGCUGGAGUCAUUAAAAGCUUCCAACUUUUCAAAAAAUAUACCUAGACAGAAGUGUGUUGAAACAUCUAGUUGUUCUCGUGUCAGAUCUUCAUUCAGAAAUAUUAUUGACAAACGCUUUGUGAAAAUACAUUUUGUGCUCAAUUAACCCUUGAAAUUGUUGAAAUAUUGAGGCAGAGAGCACGUUUACAAAUCUAUUAUUUUUUUGCAGGAAAACCACUCUGAUUCAGAUGUUUAGAAAACGUAACAAUCGAAACAAUACUGGCCACUUUGAUUGUAUUUGUUUUCCACACAACUAAGAUCAAAUGAUAAAGGCGUAUGAAAUGAUGA
Messenger RNA from Mercenaria mercenaria, 7938 nucleotides. Its product is annotated as cholecystokinin receptor type A-like. The record is from RefSeq and is a predicted model, not a curated record. Gene Ontology annotation, biological process: neuropeptide signaling pathway. Lineage: Eukaryota; Metazoa; Mollusca; Bivalvia; Venerida; Veneridae. Gene Ontology annotation, molecular function: neuropeptide receptor activity. Bases 5918 to 7300 code for a protein of 460 amino acids. The transcript has 5 exons. Gene Ontology annotation, cellular component: membrane.